This is a messenger RNA of Microplitis mediator, 3943 nucleotides long. Its product is annotated as potassium channel subfamily K member 2. Bases 1359 to 2357 code for a protein of 332 amino acids. Gene Ontology annotation, biological process: potassium ion transmembrane transport; stabilization of membrane potential. The transcript is spliced from 4 exons. Lineage: Eukaryota; Metazoa; Arthropoda; Insecta; Hymenoptera; Braconidae. Gene Ontology annotation, cellular component: membrane. Gene Ontology annotation, molecular function: potassium ion leak channel activity. The record is from RefSeq and is a predicted model, not a curated record.
GGUAAUAUAUAUGACCGGUAAUAAAACGAUUCCAAUAGCAGCAUUGGAUCCUCAUCAUAUUGGAAUAAACAUAUGAAAUGAAACAGUAAAGUGUUGAAUGUAAAUAACCGUGUGGGUAUUUGUGGGUUCACGUGUACGAAGCAAAUACUCAUUUGAGAAUUCAAAAAUAGAAAGAUAGACAAGUAAAGCUUUUAAAUAUUCACAGUAGUCAGUACGGUUAGUAACCUCUAGCAUUUAACAUCUAAAAAUUUAUGUUUUUUAUGAUAAACGAUUGAGGUAAAGAUAAUUAUUUAUUAAGUUGCUAUUAAAAUUGAUGGAAUUUUACAAAGAAAAAGAAGUCAACAUUAAUGUUUUUUGAGUUACAAAAGUGUACUGACAUCAACUACAAUAGAGUCAACAUUUAGUUAAUUAUGAAUCAAUACUUAUUAAUAUUUUAGUCAACCGAAAAUUAUUAACAGUUUUUUAAAUAUAAUAAUAUUGACGUCAACGUUUAUUUAUCAACGUCAGCAGAGAGUUUGAACUUAAUUUUAACUCAACAUUUCCAUCGCUUGUCAAGUUCCAACUCAACAUCGCCAUUGUCUCUUAACUUUUAAGUCAACAUCCAUAUUGACAUCGAUAGUUAUUUAUCAAUAUCACUAUUAAUUGUCAAUUUUUAAGUCAACAUUAACAUUGAUUGUGACUUUUGAGUCAACGUCGCCAUUGUUUGUCAAGUUUGGAAUCAACGUCAACAUUUAAGUCAACCUCAACACUGACUGUCAACUUUCAAGUCAACGUCUGCAUUGAUGUCAACAAUUAUUUUUCAACAUCACUAUUAAUUGUCCAUUUUUAAGUCAACAUUGACAUUUAUUUUAAUUUUCGAGUCAACAUCAUAAUUGACGACUAACUUUUAAAUCAACAUCAACAUUGAUUGUCAACUUCUUAGUCACUAUCAAUAUUGACAUUAACAAUUAUUUAUCAAUAUCAACAUGGAUUUUAAAAUGAUAUCAUAGUUAUCAACAUCUCAAUUUCGUGAUGGCAUAAGUUACGUAAUCAACAUCAUCAUUCUGACGAUAACAGCAACUUGACUAUCAACAUUGAAGAUAUCAGUUCAAAAUUUAAUGAGUCAACUUCGAUCGACAGGAUUAAGUCAACUUUAAAAACGUUUGUCAACAUCUUUCAAAAUGUUUACCUAAAAAGUGUUCUAAAACCAACUCUAUUAGUUUUCAUACCAACAGAUUAUAAAAGUCAACAUCUACUGAGUCGAGUUUCUAAUCAACACGACUUUUAACAUCAACUCAAUUAACUGAAUCGUUCAGUAGAUCAGUACUCCCAUUCUUUUCAACAUCAACAUCACAUAAAAAAUAAAACGAAAUACAAUCAUGACUAAAAUGCGAUCAUCAUCACGAUCCUGUAACUCAUCAACAACUUCAGUCAACGGAGACCCACGUGAGAAAAUAAAAGACUGCUGCCGAAAAUUGGUCGCAUUUAUGUGUACCCAAGUCGGUGUCGGAGGUCUCGUCGUAGGCUACGCAAUUGUCGGUGCUCUAGGAUUCAUCAGCAUCGAAAGACAAGUUGAGUAUCCUCAUAUUGAAGAAAUGCGGCUGCUGCGUAAAAAUUACAGUGAAAAAUUGUGGACAGCAACUGCUGCUGAUCGACAUGUUAAUAUUCUCAAUAAAACGGCAUUUAGACGCCAUACCGACGGGUUGUUGAAAGAAUUCCAAAUAGAAAUAGUGAAAGCCGUUAAACUUGGUUACAAUGGCAAGUCUGUUCAAGAUGUUUGGUCACUACCUGCUGCAUUGAUGUUCUGUUUAUCAGUUUUUACCAUGAUUGGAUAUGGUAACAUAGUCCCCAGAACAAUGUUGGGCAAAGGGGCUACUGUAGUCUACGCCAUUUUUGGUAUUCCUCUAUACGUUUUAUAUUUCUUGAACAUGGGGAAAGUUCUCGCCCAAACAUUCAGAUGGUUAUACAGAUGGUUCCACGAGUGUACUGGACGUAAAAAACCAGGACAAAGGAUAAUAGUCCCCUCAACAGCAUGUCUAUGGGUAAUCUUUGGCUACAUCCUGAUAGGGACUAUCAUGUUCGCACAGUGGGAAGAAUGGGACUAUCUGGACAGCGCUUAUUUCUGCGUGACUUCUCUUUGCAAGAUAGGCAUGGGUGACUUUGUACCAGGUGCAAAUAUCGUCGAAGCCAAAAGUGGAAGCCACCUUAAAUUAGUUAUUAAUUUUGUUUACUUACUUUUGGGACUGGGGUUGGUUGCGAUGUGCUACAACCUGAUGCGUGAAGAUGUUAGAGUAAAAGCGCGUGAAUUGCGUGAAGAAAUAAUUGACGCUUUUGAAGAGUUCAAGUAUAGAAUGGUACACUGCUGUCGUGGCAAUUGAACACGUUGCUCAAGUAACAAUUUACAUAGAAAGUUGCUGGUUAAGACAUUGAUCACCAAAAUUUUUCGAUAGAUAUUACAUAGACUUGCUCAAGAUGACACACAAGCGACAAUCUUGCUGCACCCGGGUUAAAAAAAUAACUUGAUUUUGACUUUCUUUGAUCAAUUAACCUGAUCUGUACUACAUCUAUUUUAUUCAACUCAUGCAAGUAUAAGCUAAUGGGUCUUACGCAAGUAUUUUAGCCAAGUACUGCAACAGAUUUGCUUGAGAUAUCUUACAGAAAUAUUUUACCUUAGACUUGUCCAAGAUUGAUCAUGUAGAGUUGCUUAAGACUUAAGAUACAAAUUUACAUAAAACUUUUUUAAGAAUGCUACUAGAGAUAAGUCUAUGAAUAAGUAUAUAAUAUAAGUAGUCAUUUGGAGCAACUGUGUGCAGCGGGUAAGUGUACGCAAACCCAUUCGUUUCGGACUGGAAUGCAUGAGCUUGCACACACUUACCCACAGCUCACGCUUGGCCCACAUGACUCUACACGGAAAGAAUUUUUUGAUAAAAAUUACUCUGUAAUUUCGAGUAAUUCUGGGCCGUUGCAAAAAAUUGGUAUUUUUUGUUUUAAAUUUAAUAUUUUUUGUUUAAAUAUUAACGUUGCUAGACCAUGUUCUACUCUACUACUGAGUAAUUUAAUAAAAGUCUUAUAUUUAAUCGAUUAUUGUGAAUAUCUCAUCUUAAUCUAUUCAUUUUUACUCCAUGCGAUUAAUUUUUACUCCCCAAUAUACUAUUCUUCUAAACCCAUUAACUUUUUGAUGAAAAACUGCUUAUAACUCAAAUAAAUUUUCUUAUGUAUGGAAGUAAUUUUUACUCUAAACUGCAGAGUAAUAUUUCAGUAGUCUCCGUUAAUCUUCGGUUAAUAUCGGCUUCAAUUAAAUGUCUUUUAUUUUGCUCGCGACAACUUACAUAUGUUACGCACACAAACGUAGGGUUGGAAAAAAAGACGAUCUCUGUAUCUCUCUAUAACUUAAUAUUUACUUUAAAAUUAAAAAAAAAUUUGUAUCUUUUCUUUUUCAACACAAUAAGAGUAAUUUUUUUUUAUUAUUUUUCAAAAUAUUUAUUUUAAGUCAUAUUCUAAAGCAAUUAGAUGAUUUUUAGAUUUUUUAUGAAAAUUUCAGUCUAUUAAUUGUAAUUUUUAUUGUAAUUCAAUAUAAAUUUUAUAAAUUGAAUCAUCAACUUUUUAUCAUAACCUACGAGUAAAAAUUGAAUUAGAGAGAAUUUAUUUAGACAGCUGCUAGGUGUAAUUUUUACUCGUAAUUGUGAGUAAAAAUUAAUCUGAUUGAUUUUUACUCACUGAAAGAGUAAAAUUUCGUAAUGCGAAAGUAAAAAGUCGUGAUGGCCCAAGAUUAAUCGAUUUAGAGUAAUUUUUAGAAUAAAUAACAUGGCAAUAUUCAUACGAAAAUUCUUUCCGUGUACAUAAUCUCAAAAAAGAAUCAGUGUUCGUAACUAAAAACUGUAUUCUAAAAAAUAAUGAAAACGUUUAUGAUUAAAAUUAUUAUUUAUUCAAAACAAGGAAUUUCAUAAAAAGUUAUAAUGAAUAA